Molecule: messenger RNA, 895 nt
Organism: Helianthus annuus (common sunflower)
Lineage: Eukaryota; Viridiplantae; Streptophyta; Magnoliopsida; Asterales; Asteraceae
Product: diacylglycerol kinase 4-like
Exons: 7
Coding region: 267-581 (104 amino acids)
Molecular function (GO): ATP-dependent diacylglycerol kinase activity
Source: RefSeq, a predicted model, not a curated record
UAAGGUAAGUUUUCUCAACCCAUAACAAUAUAACAAUAGAAACACAGAGAAUUAACUCUAAAAAAAGCAUUAUGAACGAGGAUGGCCUGAAUCUAUAUAAGUGGCAGGUUUAUUAUAUUUACCGAUUUCAAAUUGUAUUCCCAACCUUUCUAUUAUAAUUAAUUGUAUCAUGUCAUGAUGUAGAUACAAUAUGGGUAUAAGGCAAAAACUAGCGGAAGAAUUUGUGGAGUUAUGCUUCAAUAUGGGUAUAAGGGCAUUCUGGUCAAAUGUUAAGCCCGUCAAGGUACUUAAGUUGGAAACUUCUAAUAUCAAUGCCAUCGGGUGAAAAUUCGGAUACACCUCAUUCUUUGAAGCAAACAGAGGAGGUUGUUCUUGAUCAGGAUGUAGAAAUUCAAGGGAAGUUAGCUGAGAAAGUUUCAUGCUAUCAAGGAGUGUUCUAUAAUUAUUUCAGCAUAGGAAUUGAUGCUCAAGUGGCUUAUGGUUUCCAUCAUUUAAGGAACGAGAAACCUUACCUUGCUCAAGGUCCCAUUUCAAACAAGAGGGUUACUUGCGGGUUUCUUAAGUCAUCUGCUAUAUUAUAAUGCUCUAUGGGGCAACCGCAGUGAUUGUUUUCAGCCGUUCAUCUCAGAAUGGGUACUCCAAUGUCACACUUCUUGCUGAACAGCAGGUGGUGUAUUUUGUCAAUUCUGUAACUGAAGCAAAUGAGCUGGCUAUGCUGAUGGCACGACUGUCCAGUGGUAAUCUUGCGAUGGUUGUUUUGAGAAACACUUAUCAUGGUGGAAGUGUUGGUACUAUUGAAGCCGCAGCGAGCGCAACCGCAAGAUAAUAAUAACAAAUAACAUCAUCCUAUCCAGUUCUGUGUAGAAGAAUGAAACAGCAUUAAAACAGCACCCAU